Messenger RNA from Kwoniella shivajii, 1083 nucleotides. RefSeq lists its product as uncharacterized. Bases 1 to 1083 code for a protein of 360 amino acids. Gene Ontology annotation, molecular function: 8-oxo-dGDP phosphatase activity. The record is from RefSeq and is a predicted model, not a curated record. Lineage: Eukaryota; Fungi; Basidiomycota; Tremellomycetes; Tremellales; Cryptococcaceae. The transcript has 8 exons.
AUGACACGAUCGCUGUUAUCAGUAGUUGCGACAGCGGAUAAUUUCCCUUUAUAUGCAAUACCACCUUCAUCUCCACCCUCACCAUACGUACCAUUCCAUCUAACCCUAUCAGAUCAUCUAAAUCACUUAUCCCCUUUGGGUUUACUUCGUCAAGAUGUAAUACGUGAGAUGAAAGAGAUUUCCAGCAAAUGGGAAAAGGAAGGUGAAGAAGGGAUAUGGGAAUUUGAAGAAAAUGGUAAACCUGAUGAAACUGGUAAUUGGUUAUCAGAAAUUACUUGUGUGUAUUUCAAUGAAAAUCUGGUCAAGAAAGGUUCAAACGAAUUAGGAAAAGUUAUGGCUAAAGUAGCUAGGAGUUGGAAAGAUCAAGGUAAAUUCCCAGGUCCACUAGCAGGAUGGCGAGAUGAACUAUACACAAUAUACGCAUCACCUAAAUCGUCCGGAUUACAGCAAUCCGCCAAGAGUUCGCAAAGUGGGUCAUUUGAUAAUGUAGCCUUCAACCUAGAAAGAGCAGCUUGUGCUCUAUUCGGAUUAGCUACAUUCGGUGUGCACAUGACUGCUUAUGAAGGCGAAGGUGUGAACAUGAAGGUUUGGGUACCUAGGAGGAGUAAGACCAAAGCGACGUGGCCAGGAAAACUAGAUAAUUCCGUUGCAGGAGGUAUAACAGCAGGUUCGACACCUCUAGAAACGAUAGUAAAAGAAUGUGAUGAAGAGGCUAGUUUACCCGAAGAUUUAGUCAAACGAUACAUAAAGAAUCGCGGUGUCGCGACGUAUUUCUACAUAACAGAAGAUGGGUUUUUGCAACCUGAGGUCGAAUACAUAUAUGAUCUACCAUUACCUCCUUCCAACUCCGCAGAGUAUGUGAGACCUGCUCCUCAUGAUGACGAAGUUGAAUCAUUCGCUCUCCUUACAAUACCUGAAUUGAUCGGAGCACUUCAUUCAGGAGAUAUGAAACCUAAUUGCGGUUUGGUAUAUGUCGAUUUCUUGAUAAGGCAUGGAUUGAUCACACCUGAAACAGAACCGAAUUUCUUGGAGAUCACAUGGAGAAUGAAAAGGACUUUGGGAGUAGCAAUGCCUGGUAUAUAG